Alternaria incomplexa is the source of this 669-nucleotide messenger RNA. RefSeq lists its product as uncharacterized. The transcript has a single exon. The coding region runs from base 1 to 669 and encodes 222 amino acids. Lineage: Eukaryota; Fungi; Ascomycota; Dothideomycetes; Pleosporales; Pleosporaceae. The record is from RefSeq and is a predicted model, not a curated record.
AUGGCUGAAACACCCGAACUUAUCGUCGAACACGCCUACGACCAUAUUGCACAAUGGUAUCUAGAAUGGGUCGAAGGCGAUAGGUCACCACGCGAAAGAUACACAAGGAAACUACUUGACAGUCUGCCACCUUCCCCAAACAUUCUAGAACUCGGCUGUGGCCCAGGCGUACCAGUACUGAGCAUGUUGGUUGACCACGGAGCUCAAGUGACAGCCAAUGAUAUCUCUGCGAAGCAGGUCAAGAUGGCUGAAGCUCGUUGCCCGCGUGCAAAGUUCAUCGCUGGUAAUAUGACCACACUCACGUUCGAAGCCGAGAGCUUUCACGGUGUGCUCAGCUUCUACACGCUCUUCCACCUCCCUCGCUCCCAGCUAAAGGAUAUGCUCGUCAAGAUCUACAGCUGGCUGAAGCCUGGUGGUCUCUUCGCUUUCAACCUUGCGGGCAUUGAUGAAGAAGAGAUACAUGGCGAGAUGAUGGGGUACGGAAUGUUUUGGAGCAGUUAUGGAGUGCAUGAGAACUGCGAAAUGUUGGAAGAAGUAGGUUUCGAGCUGUUGGAGGUGGAGAAAGUAAAGGCAAGCGAUGGCAAUUUGAACGAGGAUGAACCAGACUACGAUUCCGAGUUUGUUUGGGUGAUGGCGCGAAAGCCAGAGGUUGAUAAGAGGAAGAUUUAG